Messenger RNA from Miscanthus lutarioriparius, 1482 nucleotides. The record is from the annotation of a GenBank genome assembly. Lineage: Eukaryota; Viridiplantae; Streptophyta; Magnoliopsida; Poales; Poaceae.
AUGGCUGGAGCAGCGGUGGCGGCGGUCGACGUGCCGGCGGCGGCGGCCAACGGAGGGGCGUGCUGCCACGCCGCCAAGGGGCCCGGGUACGCCACGCCGCUGGAGGCCAUGGAGAAGGGGCCCAGGGAGAAGCUCGUCUACGUCACCUGCGUCUACAACGGUACUGGAAUUAACAAGCCGGAUUACCUUGCGACGGUGGAUUUGGAUCCCAACUCUCCUACAUACUCCCAGGUGAUCCACAGGCUCCCGGUCACCCACACCGGCGAUGAGCUGCAUCACUCUGGCUGGAACUCCUGCAGCUCCUGCCACGGCGAUCCAUCAGCCAAGCGCCGCUUCCUGAUCCUGCCUUCGUUGCUGUCAGGUCGUGUGUAUGUCGUUGACACAGCGACAGACCCGAGGGCGCCAUCCUUGCAUAAGGUGGUUGAGUCUGAGGACAUUGCUGAGAAGACUGGGCUUGGGUUUCCUCACACGUCUCAUUGCCUUGCAUCUGGCGACAUUAUGAUUUCUUGCCUUGGGGACAAGGAGGGGAAUGCAGCUGGCAAUGGCUUCCUGCUGUUGGAUUCAGAGUUUAAUGUCAAAGGGCGUUGGGAAAAGCCAGGUCAUAGUCCAUUGUUUGGAUAUGACUUCUGGUACCAGCCUCGCCACAAGACGAUGAUCAGUUCAUCAUGGGGAGCCCCUGCAGCGUUCAGGACAGGUUUCAAUCUUCAGCAUGUCCAGGAUGGCCUGUACGGAAGGCACCUGCAUGUGUACGACUGGCCUGGUGGUGAGCUCAAGCAGACACUUGAUCUAGGUGACACUGGACUUCUUCCCCUUGAGGUGAGGUUUUUACAUGAUCCAUCAAAGGACACUGGCUAUGUUGGCUGUGCUUUGACAAGCAACAUGGUGAGAUUUUUCAAGACCACGGAUGGAUCGUGGAGCCAUGAGGUUGCUCUCUCUGUGAAAACAUUGAAGGUCCGCAACUGGAUUCUGCCGGAAAUGCCAGGAUUGAUAACUGAUUUCGUUAUCUCUCUUGACGACCGUUAUCUCUACUUGGUAAAUUGGCUUCAUGGCGAUAUCAGGCAGUACAACAUUGAGGAUCCUGCAAAGCCUUUCUUGGCUGGACAAGUAUGGGUUGGUGGUCUUCUUCAAAAGGGCAGUGAUGUCGUCUAUGUUACUGACGAUGGUCAAGAAGAACAGUAUAAUGUGCCUCAAGUCAAGGGUCAUCGACUUAGAGGUGGACCACAGAUGAUUCAGUUGAGCUUGGAUGGCAAGAGGAUAUUCGUGACCAACUCACUUUUCAGCCGUUGGGAUGAGCAGUUCUUUGGUGAUGAUCUUGUCAAGAAGGGCUCCCACAUGUUGCAGAUCGACGUCGACACCGAGAAAGGAGGGCUGGCUAUCAACCCCAACUUCUUUGUAGAUUUUGGCACCGAGCCUGAUGGUCCUGCCCUGGCCCAUGAGAUGAGAUAUCCUGGUGGGGACUGCACCUCUGAUAUAUGGAUCUGA